GGAGCCGCGCCCAGCACCUUGUGUGCGCGGUUUGUUUACGUCUCCCGGUGGCGUGCGUGCGGGUGUGUUCUCCAGAGGAGCGCCCUGGGUUCUGCGAGCUGCGUGCACACAGUGUACUUCUGUGUCUGUGUGUGUGUGUGUGUGUGUGUCCGCACGCGCUCCCUGGAGACUGACACUAGCCCAGUGUAUCUUGAAGGGGGUGCGCAUCAGUGUCCACUGGAGCAAAUGCGGAAUAAGGACGCGAGCGAAGAAAGUGGCCCGGUCGGUGGUCACACCAGGUCUCCAACCCAGUGGGCAUCUUCUGCGAAAAUGUCCGUGGAUCCCUUAUCCAGCAAGGCCCUGAAGGUCAAGCGUGAGCUGAGCGAGAACACGCCGCACCUGUCGGAUGAGGCGCUGAUGGGGUUGUCGGUGCGCGAGCUGAACCGCAACCUGCGCGGGCUGUCGGCGGAGGAGGUGACGCGGCUGAAGCAGCGGCGCCGCACGCUUAAGAACCGCGGCUACGCGGCCAGCUGCCGCGUGAAGCGCGUGUGCCAGAAGGAGGAGCUGCAGAAGCAGAAGUCCGAGCUGGAGCGCGAGGUGGACAAGCUGGCGCGCGAGAACGCCGCCAUGCGCCUGGAGCUCGACGCGCUGCGCGGCAAGUGCGAAGCGCUGCAGGGUUUCGCGCGCUCGGUGGCCGCCUCCCGCGGGCCCGCCGCGCUGGUGGCGCCCGCCAGCGUCAUCACCAUUGUCAAGUCGGCGCCAGGCCCCUCCCCUGCUGCCGAUCCCGCCCCCUGCUCCUAGUGCCCGCCCCCGUCCCAACAACACCCCUCGGACCCACUCCCAUCCUAAAGUGCCUGAGUGCCUUCUGCUCUCUGUCCCUUUUCUCUGCCACGGCUACCCGUUGUAGUGACUUCACAUUCCUUUCCUGGGCUCUAACUCAUGCAGGCCACCAGACCGGGCCCUGAUGGUCCUGAGAAAGGGACAACUUUGCUAAGUUGGGGGUGGGGGAGGCGUUGGGGUUCUAGGUUGCCCUGGGCUGAAAGUCCGCCUCAGAUUGAAAAAGAGGUUGUGAUCCGGAGGAGAGCUGGUGGGAGAGGCUUUGGAUUGUGCCACUAUGCCCUUCCGACCCUCCCAGGACUCAGGACUAGGUGGCCUUGUGAGAAUGCCCUGCUGGGAAGCAGAACUCAAGAGACCUCCCAGCUGUGCUUGGGACUCGGAAAUGACCGGCUUUCCCAAGCUAAGAGUCUUUGGAACGGAUCAAUGCAGCUCAGCUGGCACAUGGGCAAAACGACCUAAGGCCACAGAGCACGGAACAGCUGAGCUGCCAACCCGUGGGGCCUGCUUACAGCUGCCUUAAGGGACAUUCCAAGCAUGGCUUUCACAGGGGGAACCACACAGACUGGGAGACAGCUCUCUGUGUGGUUGGGAAAGAAGCUGAAGGGGAGAGAAGGUGACAGAGGGGGAUGAGGUAAGGAGCUGGCCAGCCAGAGAAGGGCCGAUGGAGACGACCACUGAGGUAGAUAGAGACACUACAGUCUGGGGUGGGGUGACUUGGAAUGAAGGCUUCCACUUUGGUCCGGAGUAUCUGUGGGGGUCCGGGGGGCUGAUCGGUGUCCCCCUGAGAAGCCCAGCCCUAGCACCUUCCCAACACUGUAUACAGCUGACUCUUCCACACUCUUAUUUAUUGCACGAAUCUAAGUUAUUCUCACCAGCCAGAGUCCAGCUCCUCUCCCCUGGGAAAUACGUGGGCCCUGAGCUGGACUUAUAUUUUAUAUCUACAAAUAAAUCACAUUUAAUCUUAUAUUUAGGGACAGCUGGGUGGCAAUAAUAGUUUUUUUUUUUUUUUAAA
This is a messenger RNA of Apodemus sylvaticus (European woodmouse), 1828 nucleotides long. RefSeq names its product MAF bZIP transcription factor F (gene Maff). Gene Ontology annotation, cellular component: nucleus. Gene Ontology annotation, molecular function: RNA polymerase II cis-regulatory region sequence-specific DNA binding; DNA-binding transcription factor activity, RNA polymerase II-specific. Gene Ontology annotation, biological process: regulation of epidermal cell differentiation; regulation of transcription by RNA polymerase II. The transcript has 3 exons. The record is from RefSeq and is a predicted model, not a curated record. NCBI's taxonomy places the organism in Eukaryota, Metazoa, Chordata, Mammalia, Rodentia, Muridae. The coding region runs from base 226 to 780 and encodes 184 amino acids.